UUUUGCAGAUCGCCUUAAUAAUUUUACAUCUCGCGAUAAGUCACUCACGUUCACGUUCUCCGUACAGCCCAGAAAAGGAAGGUUCUUCUUAUUUCUUUGAAUCAGAUGUUGUUAUCAAAGGGGAGAAGAUGUCUAAUAAAGACAUGGCUCCAACGUCAUCCCUCAUGGCUCUUCAUUCAGAUUCACAUAAGCAAAGCAUCCUGAGCAAAUUUGAUAAGCUCAGGAAAAGAGACCUACUGUGUGACAUCACUCUUGUUGUGGAAGAUGUGUACUUUAAGGCACACAAAGCUUUACUGGCAGCAAGCAGCGAGUACUUCUCCCUUAUGUUCACAGCAGAAGAUCGGAUCCAUCAGAACACCUUUCAACUCCAUGGCAUUGCAGCAAAGAUGUUCGCUGCUGUGCUGGAUUUUAUCUACAGCGCCCAAGUGUCUGUGGAGGAGAGCGCCACUGAGCAGCUCCUGGCCACAGCUCAUCUUAUGGAGGUCAGUGACCUUGUCAAAGUGCUCAGUGAACUCCAUGGCUCCACAGCCAGAGGUAAAAGUGGCAGUAUGAAUGCAGGCAAAGCUGAGACGAUAGAGCUGUUAAAACGCAAAAGAGGCCGGCCAAAGAAAAUCCUAGAUGUGCCUUGUGAAAACUCAGAAGACAGACAGGCUGGGGAUGAUGGAGAAACAGACUCCCUGUCUUCUAAAGAUGAUGCAGAUUAUAACCCCAGAAUGGACCGGAGGCGUCAGAGCAAACGUAAAAUAAGGCCACCUGUAAAAUAUAAGGGCUACAAGGUCGGUGGUGAUUCAGCCGGAAGCCAAGAGCUGGGGAAGAGAGGCUGUAAGAGGAAAUACCCCAAUACAGAAGCGCGUUGUGAGGAUUGUGGAAAAAUAUUCAAACACCAUCUGUUUUUAAAGAUUCACCAAAGAACUCACACUGGUGAAAAGCCUUUUCACUGCCUGGUUUGUGGGAAGAGUUUUACCCAGAAGCACACUCUGCUGGCUCACCAGCGCAUACACACUGGAGAAAAACCCUUUGUUUGCAAAGUAUGCUCCAAAGCACUUUCUACCAAACACUCCCUGCAAGAGCACAUGAACCUCCACGAAGAAGAGAAGUCGUUUGACUGUGAUAAAUGUGGAAAGACUUUCACUCAGAAGAAACAACUUAAAAGUCAUUACAGAGUUCAUACAGGUAAAUCCUUACCUGAAUGUGCUCAGUGUCAUCACAAGUUUAUGGAUGCAGCUCAACUGAAGAAGCACCUCAGAACACACACAGGUGAAAAGCCUUUCACUUGUGAGAUUUGUGGGAAGUGUUUCACAGCUAAGAGUACACUGCAAACUCACAUCAGAAUUCACAGAGGUGAGAAGCCAUAUAACUGCAACAUCUGCAACAAGUCGUUCUCAGACCCCAGUGCGAGACGACGACAUAUAGCCUCCCACUCAGGGAAGAAGCCCUUCACUUGCUCCGUCUGCAGCCUUUCAUUCACACGUCUGGACAAUCUGAAAACACACACCAAAUCCCACAGUAAGGAGAGAACUGCCUCAUCAGAUGCAUUGGCAGCUGGCCCCUCGGCAGCACCACCGCGUAACACCCUACAGCUGCAGCAGUACCAGCCCCCCCUCAGCUCUGAGCAGGAGAUCCAGUUGGUGGUGACGGGUGGGAACAACAUCAAUUUCGUACAGAGUCAGGACCAGGAGAUCAACCUUAUCCCUACAGAGGGGGAGAUGGCUCAAUCAGCCCACUCUAGACUCACGUUCCUCGCCCAGCCAUCCGAACAUGUGCAGAACGUGGCCCUGGUCACUCAGGGGGAUGUGGUGGCGCAGACUCCUCAGAUUCACGCUGUUAGUAUGCUGGAGAAUCAGAUGACACACCAGCCCGAGCAGAUGCACAUUAUCACACUGAGCAAAGAAGCAAUGGAGCACCUACAGGCUCACCACGGUCCUCCACAUUCACUUCAGGUAGUACAGCGUCCCUUCCAACAGCUGCAGGUGACGCACCAUCCGCUACAGCAGCUGGCUGUGGCUCAGGAGAGCCCGCAGGGGCAGGUGAGCAGGGAGCAAAACAACCAGGCCAUUCACAUCAGCAGCCACAGCAGCCAGCCCAUCGCCAUCAGCCAGACCAGUGAGCAGAUCUCCAGCCACCACAUCCAGGGACAGACAUUUCAGAUCCAGGCUGGAAACGUCUCCUACCUUUACACCACUGGGCUGCCACAGGAGAGCUGAGGUUGGGAUGGACACUCAGGACAUAAAUCUGAAUGUGCUGAAGCCAAGCUAAUGAAACUGCUGCUGUACACUGCAAAUAUGAAUGAAUAAAUAUAUCAAAACUUA
Melanotaenia boesemani (Boeseman's rainbowfish) is the source of this 2309-nucleotide messenger RNA. RefSeq names its product zinc finger and BTB domain containing 24 (gene zbtb24). The transcript has 7 exons. Gene Ontology annotation, biological process: regulation of transcription by RNA polymerase II. NCBI's taxonomy places the organism in Eukaryota, Metazoa, Chordata, Actinopteri, Atheriniformes, Melanotaeniidae. Gene Ontology annotation, cellular component: nucleus. Gene Ontology annotation, molecular function: DNA-binding transcription factor activity, RNA polymerase II-specific; protein binding; RNA polymerase II cis-regulatory region sequence-specific DNA binding. The record is from RefSeq and is a predicted model, not a curated record. Bases 129 to 2204 code for a protein of 691 amino acids.